Messenger RNA from Paralichthys olivaceus (Japanese flounder), 3728 nucleotides. Its product is annotated as neuronal acetylcholine receptor subunit alpha-7-like. The record is from RefSeq and is a predicted model, not a curated record. NCBI's taxonomy places the organism in Eukaryota, Metazoa, Chordata, Actinopteri, Pleuronectiformes, Paralichthyidae. Gene Ontology annotation, molecular function: acetylcholine-gated monoatomic cation-selective channel activity; acetylcholine binding; acetylcholine receptor activity. Gene Ontology annotation, biological process: signal transduction; regulation of membrane potential; synaptic transmission, cholinergic. Gene Ontology annotation, cellular component: plasma membrane; neuron projection; synapse.
CUUCCUCUGUCUCCCUCCUCCUCCUCUUCCUCUGUCUCCAGCCUCAUGUUCACACCACCGCCACUGAGCCGGAGCACUUCACCUGUGUAGCCGACAUUGAGAGCCCGCUGCCGGCGGCCGGCAGAGUCCACUGAGCGGUGCCAGGAUGAGGUUCCACAAGUUUUGGGGCGCAUGGUCCUUUGGGUUUUACGUUUGGACGGCCAUGCUUUUCAGAGGAACCCUGCAGGGGGAGCACCAGCGGAGGCUGUACAAAGAGCUGCUGGCUAACUACAACAGACUGGAGAGACCUGUGGUGAACGACUCGGCAGCCAUCUUGGUGGAGCUUGGCCUCACUCUGCUGCAGAUCAUAGACGUGGAUGAGAAGAACCAAGUGCUGAUGACCAAUGCCUGGCUGCAGCUGUACUGGACAGAUAUCUACCUGAGCUGGAAUCCAGAAAACUACCCUGGUGUCCAGAACCUGCGUUUCCCUUCAGACCAGAUCUGGACCCCUGACAUCCUCCUCUACAACAGUGCGGAUGAGCGGUUCGACGCUACCUUCCACACCAAUGUACUGGUCAAUGCAUCAGGUUACUGCCAGUACAUCCCUCCUGGCAUCUUAAAGAGCACCUGCUACAUCGACGUGCGUUGGUUCCCUUUCGACGUUCAGAAGUGUGACUUGAAGUUUGGCUCCUGGACGCACAACGGUUGGCUGCUGGACCUCCAGAUGCUGGACGUAGACACAUCCACAUACAUACCAAAUGGAGAGUGGGACCUUGUGGGUGUGCCAGCAAAACGUAAUGAGCUUUACUACGAGUGCUGCAAGGAGCCCUACCCUGAUGUGACAUUUACAGUCACCAUGCGACGCAGGACUUUAUAUUAUGGGCUCAAUCUGCUUAUUCCCUGUGUGCUGAUCUCUGGCUUGGCCCUGCUGGUUUUCCUGCUGCCUGCAGACUCUGGCGAAAAGAUUUCUCUGGGCAUCACAGUGCUGCUCUCGCUGACUGUUUUCAUGCUUCUCGUCGCAGAGAUCAUGCCGGCUACGUCCGACUCGGUUCCUCUGAUCGCUCAGUACUUUGCCAGCACCAUGAUGAUUGUGGGAAUGUCAGUGGUGGUGACUGUAAUCGUCCUGCAGUUUCAUCAUCAUGACCCUCAUGGAGGAAAGAUGCCCAAGUGGGUUCGGGUGGUUCUGUUAAACUGGUGCGCCUGGUUUCUUCGUAUGAAACAACCCGGAGAUGAGCGCAAGCGACCCAAUUACAAGUACCGUCACUCCUCCCAGCACCACUCCAGCACCAGCUCCAUAGAGAUGGGCACAGUACCGAGCCUCACCGUUCCCCUCUCACAGACAUGCCCCCCUUGCCCCACCGGCACCUCAAACGGUUCAAUGAGCCUCUACUUUGGAAAUUACCACCCCAUAGAGAGCCCACACUGCCCACCCUCCAGCGACUCCGGGGUAGUGUUAGGUGGACGUGCCUAUGGCACCCCCAGCGACGAGGCCGAGCCUACUGGAGGAAUCAGCAGCAACGUUGGAGGCCUCGGGAUGGGAGUUGGCAUUCCCCCACCAGAGAUCCAACAUAUCCUGGAGGAGGUGUCUUACAUAGCCCAGCGAUUCCGGGACCAGGAUGAGGCAGAGGCCAUCUGCAGCGAGUGGAAGUUUGCAGCAGCGGUGGUGGACCGGCUGUGCCUGGUGGCCUUCUCUCUCUUCUCUAUCAUUUGCACCUUCACCAUUCUCAUGUCAGCGCCCAACUUCAUAGAGGCUGUUUCCAAGGACUUUACAUAGCUGGCUGCUGCAGCAGAAGAGAGGGAAUAAAGAAGGUUCAAAAGUACAUAAAGAAUAGGUGAAGCCGAAGGGUAAAGGAAUCCUCAACCUACUAUCUGGACACACCAUUGUCAUGGGAGCAGGGACAUGCACUGUUUUAUGAGAAACAUUAUAGUAUCUCCAGAAACCUCUUGCAAUUGGAGGCUGGUAGAUCUGCCAAGUAACUGAAUCAUGUAGUCAAUUUAACAAAUCAGGAGACAAAACAGUUGAUUACAAAGACACGUCAUUUUGUUUAAAAUUCCAAAUCAAGAAUUGCCCCACUCUGUCUUAAUGUCAGACACAAUUUGUUCAUAUAUGAGGUAAAGAGUUUUGUCAUGCAGGCUAAACAGUAAAGACACCUUGGUAGACUUGAGGCAAAAGGUUAGGAAUACCUGGGGCAGUAGAGAAGUGCACAUCAUAGAUUUUCUUUUUUAUAUUAAUUAAGAUGUCGGUUAAUGAGAGAUGAAUCGUCUUUACCGAGAAAACAGUGUAAAUAUCAUUGUCGUAUCUCCAGGAGUCAUUUAAAACCACUUUUUAACUGCAUGUUGCGGCACAUGCGGCGUCACAGUCCACCUCACUGCCUCUUCCUCAGUCAUCUCAUCUCUCAUAUAUGUACAAAAGCCACACAUACAAAUGUAUAAAUAUCACCUCACUGCGAGCUCGUACACCAACUGAUCACUUUCUGAACUCUUGAUAAAGGCGACACAGACUUUUUUUCUGAGGAUGUACCAUCCCUGUAGUGAUGUUAGUUUAGUUACUAAAAUGAGAUGUCUCACUGUGAAUUUCAUCAUUUUGGGUUUGACUUUGAUCAACACAGCAUCGGACCCAACUCUGUUGCUUUGAUGCUUGUUUAGAGGUAGGAUCCCAUUUCACUUUGUAUUGUCUGUUGAUUCAGUCAUAAUCAACAGUUUGGGUCAGUGUGGCAAUGAAACUUCCUGUAUAUUGUAUAAAAAAAUCACAGAGUUGUCUCACAUCUACUGGUGUUGACCAGUAACACAAGACGCACAGUGUUUUUUAGCGCAGUCAAAUAUUGUAUGAUAAACUGUACAAUACAUCUUUGGUUGUGCACUAUACAAACACAUUCAGUGACGCUGGAAUCCAGUCAGAGUUGGGGAUGCUGAGAGAAACCUUAUGUAAUGACGUCAUGUUAAAUGCAGUGCAGCAGUGGACUAUGUGUAAUUUGUGUUGAUAUGAACUGACAAUGUUUUGCAACAGUUUAAGAAUAUAUUUCUGCUAUUUGAAGCAGCACUAUACCAUAUUCAUCUUUGGACAGUUCAAACAUGGAGUGCACAUUUGUUCUCUGUCAAAUUCGUGCAGGCUAACGUCCACGUUAAGUGUUACACUUGUGCAUCAGAUAAGUUACACAAAGUUAAAUAAAAUAUUACAAAAAAAAAUAUUGGGUCGGCGUUUGCUACUCUCAAAAUGUUACCCUAAAAACUGAAAUUAAAUGAGCGUUUUUUUUUAUUGAUUUGUUUCGUAAACUUUGCCUUGCAUUUACAGCCUCUUGCCAAUUAGGGGUGCUGGAGCCCCCGCUGCCCUCUGACUCCCAGCGUCCUUGUACACAGCAUGAGUUUAUCUGCAGGAAACAGGUGAAGGAGUUUUGAAGUAUUGUGUAACUGCUGUGAAAAUACUCAUUCAUGUACUUUUAAAGGUGAACAGGAAUUUGAACGUGUUGGUCCUCACUGAAGAUAAAGAGUGAUGUGACUUUUGAACCUCUGACACCACAGAUCGGCAAGAGGCUUGAUAGCAGGAGGACUCUCAACUCCAUAAACCGCCAUAUCACCGGAGAUAUAUACUGUAGACGUAUAAAGGCCCUAUUGUCAGUGAGUUUUGCCUGUGUUUUGUAGAGGGAGCCAAGUGACUGAUCCAUGCAACAAAGUUCUUAAUGUGUGAAGAUCCAUCUUUGCCUCACAUACACCUUUAUGUUGUAGCUACAGAGUAUUGGUCUUUUUUUCUC